CGUCGUGUGCCCGUUGCCCGUGCGUGUCGCCCGCCGCUGACGCAGUCCUCGUCCUCCGCCACCACUUCCGCCGCGCGGUCGGCCCGUACCGUUCUGUGCGCGCGCGAAAACCGUCAUUUUUCCGUUCGGCGUCGUACAGCACAGCAGCCCCGUACAGCGCGGCGACGCGUUCCGGUCCGUUUUUCAUCGCGCGCGCGCACCUACUCUCCGCCGGACGACUGUCGAACAGUAAAAUAAUAAUAAAUAUCAUAUUAUUAUUAUCCGUGCGACUGCAGUGUUUACCGCCACCGGAUAUUAUUUUUUUGUUUUCGUCGACACCAAAUAACAUUAACCGGGCCGAGAAAAGACGCGCAAAACCCGUCUGCGGUCUGCCCCCCGCCGGGUAACGUGGUGAACUUUAAUUAUAUUUUCGUCGCCGUCACGGCGGUCUAGCCGUGCGCCGUCGCCGAGUUCACGCGGACGUCGAACGCCGAUCACGCCGCUGCCGCCCCCCGGCGGGCCGGAAUCUUGCACGUGACACGCCGUACGGGCGGCGUCGAAAAACCGUAGAACGCGGAAACGCCGUGACGCAUAUCGCGCAUCGCCGUAUCUCGGGCACUGCGACGUAGGCCGCGCGCGAUAACACCGCACGGCCGAUAAUCGGCGGCCGACGCACCGCCGCGUGCAGACGGGUCCGCCACGAUGAUCGGUUCGCGCUGUAGCGUGGGCGUCGUCGCGGUCGUCGCGCCGAAAGCGUCGUCGCCGUCGCUGCCGCUGUUACACUCGCGUCGCCGUCCGACCGGGUCGUCAACAACGACGACAACGACAUCAGUAGUGCGCUAUCGCGUCGCUCCGUAACGAUAACCGUUUUUUCGUUUCGUCGUUUAUAUCCGUUCUUCGCGGUAUUACAAAUUAUUACUGUCGUAUCGUCAUAAUUAUUGUUUCGCGGUGUUAAUCGCGUGGCGUGAGAUACGCGACCGCGCGGUACUGCGCACAUCCAUCGUCCACGGGCAGAGCUUUUGGACGCCGCCGAGAAAUCGUUCGCCGAGCACGCUGCAACUGCGACCUCAGAGCAUACGAGAUGUCGCAGGAGUCUCAAAGUCCAUUAGGCCAAUGGAGCAACAAAUACAGUUCCGUGUUGGCCACGCUUGGCUGUACUUUGGGAGCCUUCAACAUCAGUCGGUUCGCCAUACUUGCAGUACAAUUUGGAGCCAACUUUAUACUACAGUUCCUAGUGUUAUCGUUGCUAGUCGGCAUACCUCUGUUUACGUUUCAUAGUUCGCUCGGUCAAUUACUAGGCGCCGGAGUCAUGGAUAUGUGGAGAAUAUCACCGAUAUUCAAGGGGAUUGGCAUCGCACUGCUCCUUGCCCAAGCGUUCAUUGGCACAUACACCGUGAUUGGCAUCUCGUGGAUGUUCACAUAUUUCCGCGAUUCGUUCAUCACGAAACAAGACGUUUACCGUUGGGCAGAACCUAUCGACGAGUACAAAGAAGACGGAAUGCCCUGGACUUUAUCUUCAAAUGUCAGUUAUAAUAUCGAAGAGACGGUACCUGGUUACUUUAACGGUAUAGUUCUACAGAGAAAGUAUCUGGAAAAAAUCGAGAUGAACGACAACUCGUUGAAAUUGCCCGUAGUAAUCAACCUGACGAUCAUAUGGACAAUUGUGUUCAUAUGCUUAAGUAAAGGUUUGAAGUCGUACAGUAAGGUUAUAUGUAUAUUCUCAUUAGUACCGGUUUUCGGUAUGUUCAUGUUAUGCACGAAAAUGUUGGGUUUAGCACCAAUGAUUGGCUUCCAACAUCAUGAUAUUUUUCCAGAAACAGAUUGGAGCGAAUUUUUUCUCAACACCAAGAGUUGGGUGGCGGCGUUCACCGAGACGUUUCUCACGUGGGGCAUACUCGGCGCGUGCACAAUGCAAAUCACUUCGCACAAUCGACCCAAGCAUUUGCUACACAGAGACGCUUCGUUAGUGAUCAUCCUGACAAUAGCCGUACUCGUAUUAGCCGCGCUUUUAGCUAACACGUGCGUACAUCUCCUGGAAGCCCACGGAUACAUGUACCUGCCCAGUUCUUUUGAACGGAUGAGUUCCUAUACGUUUCUGUUCAAACAGAAUUCUGCUCAGGUCCGCAAACACCUGACGCCCGUGCGGUGGAUGCAGCACAGUAGUCUUUUUAUGGGCGAGAGGACCAUGAAGAACAACGUGCCGGGAAUGCCGCAGGAGAGUGGAUACCAGGCCAUGCGUUUGGCGACUGAACUGUUUCCGGCCACGUUCGCCAUGAUUGGCGCCAAGAACAUCUCGCCGUUCUGGUCCGUCCUGUUUUAUUCCGUACUCAUCAUGUUCGGCAUCGGACAGCAAAUCGCGAUAUGGCAUUGCGUCGUCAGCGGAAUCAUAUCUUUGCACCCGUUCAAGCUGAGGAAAUGGCGUACAACGAUCACAUUUCUGUCGUGUGCGGCCGCUUUUUCGAUCGGCCUAUUUAUGGCGACUGAACUGGGAAUUUUCGUCGUGUAUCUAAUGGACUACUGCGUCGGGUGCGGUUGGUGGAUAAUGAUACUGUAUUUGCUGGAAAUUGGUGCAUUGUUUAUGGUGCGCGGUCGUCCAUACAGCGGUGAGACGGUAGUGGCGACGCUGUUUUCGCAGGCCAACCAUCACCUGCAGGUGUGGAUGGCGCCGAUGCUGUCGUUCGAUUGGAACAUCGUCGUGCCAGUGGCUCUGAUCCUGCUCAGCACGUCCGUGUUCAAAAACGGUGGAUACCGAUGGCUGUACAACUGGAAGGGAAUUUCUCAGUCGACUUAUUGGUCGACGUCCAGCCGCGAGUUUGGCUGUUUGCUGCAGAUCAUACCGCUGCUGAUCGUCCCUUUUGCUGGAAUCGUACAAACUUGCCGGUACUUAGCUACCGGACCACCGGACUUGUUCGACCGGAUUCAGAUGCUGUACCGGCCUGUGAUCGAGACCCGUAGGCCCCCAGAAACCGGUGAAACGACGUCCGAAGCGGGCGUAAACGGCUCAGCGGCAGUGCAGAUCGAAGACCCGCCGCCCAAGUACACUCCACCGCCGUCGUAUUCCACGGCCACCGGAGCAAGAAUCGCGAAAAUGUUGCGGCAGAGCAUCCGGCGGAGCGUGCGCAGGUUGGCGCACGUGCUCAGCAACCACCAUCAGUCGGCGAUACUCGGCGAGUCGUCUUCCUCGUCCUCGACGGCUGCCGCGCGAACCGUCCAAUCGGCGGCGGCGGCGACGUCUUCAUCUUCCUCACACCACCAGCAGACCACAGUCCUCUCGGCGACGUCACCGCCGGCGGACGUACAACAGUCCGUCCCGGCCGCGUCCUCUCCGCCGCCCGACUACACGACCGUGCUGGUCGAGAUGCACCGGGACGACGACGACGACGACGUCGUUUCUGUAGCGCGGACCGUCUGCGGCGAAUCAUCGUCCGCGUCCAGUCUGUCCGACGAGCAGAGCACCAGCAUUGAGUGUCUAAUGGAACGGGCCGCGCCCAUCAACGUGGACCGGACAGGACCGGUGGCAGCUGCGGCGGCGGCGACGGUUGGAUCGCACUAGUCCCGCGCAUGGCAAUCGAAAAUCUAAUAUUGUAAAAUAUAAGUUUAUAAAAUACCUCUAUUCGCCGUCGUCUCGAGAGCAGAGUCGUUAGCACGCGGGUUUCGCGGUAAUGUAAAUACCUUUUGUAAAUAGGAAUUUAAUCAAUCGUUUUUUUUUACGUUUACACAAAAAAAAAAAAAAUAAAUAAUAAAACAAAAUGACUGUGAUAA
Messenger RNA from Melanaphis sacchari, 3741 nucleotides. RefSeq names its product sodium- and chloride-dependent betaine transporter (gene bdg). Lineage: Eukaryota; Metazoa; Arthropoda; Insecta; Hemiptera; Aphididae. Bases 1061 to 3532 code for a protein of 823 amino acids. The record is from RefSeq and is a predicted model, not a curated record. Gene Ontology annotation, biological process: sodium ion transmembrane transport. The transcript has 13 exons. Gene Ontology annotation, cellular component: membrane.